GCAUUGGCAAUGUUGUCGUUAUCGGUUUGUCGGAAAGUCACAUAAGUCAAAGCGUCAGAUUUGUAUUUUCGCAGCGCAUUUUAAAUGAGUUUAUUGCCAUAAAACAUGGUAAAUGUUAUGAAAGGAGUGCUUGUGGAAUGUGAUCCGGCUAUGAAACAAUUCUUACUGCAUUUGGAUGAGAAGCUGGCUUUGGGUCGAAAAUUUAUCAUACAAGACUUGGAUGAGAGUCAUCUAUUUAUCUCAACAGACAUUGUUGAAGUGCUACAAGCUCGCGUAGAUGAGUUGAUGGAUCGCAUCAGUUUUCCAUUGCACGAGAAAGAUCCGUAAAUCAAACACAUACAUACAUACAUACA
Molecule: messenger RNA, 353 nt
Organism: Drosophila innubila
Lineage: Eukaryota; Metazoa; Arthropoda; Insecta; Diptera; Drosophilidae
Gene: Tfb5
Product: general transcription factor IIH subunit 5
Exons: 2
Coding region: 106-327 (73 amino acids)
Biological process (GO): nucleotide-excision repair; transcription by RNA polymerase II; transcription initiation at RNA polymerase II promoter
Cellular component (GO): transcription factor TFIIH holo complex; transcription factor TFIIH core complex
Source: RefSeq, a predicted model, not a curated record